UCCACCGAGGCGAUCCACGGCGUCGGGCAGUCCCAGAUCCAGCUGGUCAUCCCGUACCUCCGGCAAGUGGCCGACUCUGUGGAUCUCCGGUCGAUAAGGGCCCUGAAGAGGGUCCUGACGCGGCGUCCCGCUGAGGAUAUCGAAGCCCCCCUCUCCAAGAAACUCUGCGACGGCUUGGAAGAGUCCCGCGGGAACUUGAAUGAGGAGACCACCGGUGCGUCAGAGAGACUUUUAAACGUUUCCGUUGGUGACGAACAGACCACCACCCUGACCACGGUCCCGUCACAGGCGGGGCACGAGCGCCAUCAGCAGUAUGAGCUCCGCCUCCCCUGCACCUCCACCCCCCUCGGCUGGCAUCCCCACCGUGGCCCGGCUCACCAAAUCAAACGCACCCGUCCAUAUUGAUGUUGCGGGCCACAUGUACACCAGCAGCUUGGCAACGCUCACUAAGUUCCCAAACUCACGUAUCGGUCGUCUGUUCAACGGGACAGAGCCCAUCGUGCUGGAUAGCCUGAAGCAGCACUACUUCAUUGAUCGUGAUGGUCUCAUGUUCCGCUACGUACUCAACUUCUUGCGGACCUCAAAGCUCCUCAUACCAGAUAACUUCAGUGAGUACUGUGCGCUGUACGAGGAGGCCCAGUUCUUCCAGCUGGAGCCCCUGCAGGCGGAGCUGCGGCGCUGGAGGAGCGAGCGGCGGUCCGAGGCCCUCGAUGGACACGCGUGCAGCCGGUGCGUCGUGGUCCACGUGGCCCCUGAGGCGGGGGACCGGGUCUCCCUGAGCGCCGACCGCAGCGUCGUCCGCGAGGUGUUCCCUGAGCUGCGGGACGCUGUGCGGGUCUCCGGCUCUGGGCAGCAACCUACCACGCACGCCGUCCGCUUCCCGCUGCCCGCGCACUGCCGCCUCCACUCUGUACAGGUGCUGGAGCGGUUGCAGCAGAAGGGCUUCCAGAUAGCGGCGGCGUGCGGCGGGGGGGCUGACGCGUCGCAGUUCAGAGAGUAUGUUCUGCUCAGAGGCAAAGGAAGAGGCGACCCACAGCCCGUCAAACAGGAGCCACUGGAAUGAGUGGUUGUUUAACCACGGAGACCAGAGGACUCUAUGGCUUCCGAUCAGAAAUCCUCUCUUCCUAAUUAUUUCCAACCCUAUAAAAAUCAAGCAAUGGACAUUGGCCGGGUGACGACCCAAUUAUAAUA
Gadus morhua (Atlantic cod) is the source of this 1191-nucleotide messenger RNA. RefSeq names its product BTB/POZ domain-containing protein KCTD1. Lineage: Eukaryota; Metazoa; Chordata; Actinopteri; Gadiformes; Gadidae. Gene Ontology annotation, biological process: negative regulation of DNA-templated transcription; protein homooligomerization. Gene Ontology annotation, molecular function: transcription corepressor activity; transcription factor binding. The transcript is spliced from 5 exons. Gene Ontology annotation, cellular component: nucleus. The record is from RefSeq and is a predicted model, not a curated record. Bases 314 to 1063 code for a protein of 249 amino acids.